This is a messenger RNA of Girardinichthys multiradiatus, 2454 nucleotides long. RefSeq names its product replication protein A1 (gene rpa1). Gene Ontology annotation, cellular component: DNA replication factor A complex; nucleus. Gene Ontology annotation, molecular function: single-stranded telomeric DNA binding; damaged DNA binding. Gene Ontology annotation, biological process: DNA replication; meiotic cell cycle; double-strand break repair via homologous recombination. The record is from RefSeq and is a predicted model, not a curated record. Lineage: Eukaryota; Metazoa; Chordata; Actinopteri; Cyprinodontiformes; Goodeidae. The coding region runs from base 132 to 1928 and encodes 598 amino acids. The transcript has 17 exons.
GCGCGCGCCUUGUCAAAGCCUUUGGCGCCACAGACAGUUUAGAAGCUGUUAUCAGUGAGGUUCGUCCAGCUGUUUGUCUACUAGCCACCAAAUUCAGUCGUAUUUUAUUAAUAAACCACCUUCUUGCAGUCAUGGCAAAUCUCUCAGCGGGCGCGAUUGAGGCUUUAGCAAAUGGCAGCGGUUGGAACGAAGCAGUGCUUCAGUUGGUGAACAUUCGCAAGAUCGAUGGAGGAAGUGGGCCCUCUCGCUUUAGGGUGAUGAUGAGCGAUGGACAACACACACUGUCAUCCUUCAUGCUCUCUACUCAGCUAAACUACAUGGCCGAGAAGAACAUCCUGGUCCCAAACUGUGUGUGUGUCCUCAAGAGGCAGGUGACGAAUAUGCUCAAAGAUGGACGACGAGUGGUAAUCAUUUUAGAAAUUGAAGUCAUCAAGCCUGCUGAAGAGGUUGCUGGUAAAAUAGGAGACCCUACUCCUUAUUCUGAUGGUCAGAGUAAAGGCCAGCAGCCAGCACCAGUCCCUGAAAGCAGACCACCUCUGCAGCAACAAAAUAGAAAUGAAGUGACCAGAAAUUUAAAAAGAGACUUUAUAAAGAUGGCUCCUUCCGCUUUGCCUGAUACUCCAGGGGGGAGCUCCAAAGUUGUGCCCAUCGCCAGUCUCAACCCCUACCAGUCCAAGUGGACGAUCCGCGCUCGUGUAACCAACAAGAGCUCAAUUCGUACAUGGAGCAACUCUCGUGGUGAUGGAAAACUCUUCUCUAUGGAGAUUGUAGAUGAGAGUGGAGAGAUCAGAGUGACGGGCUUUAACCAAGAAGUUGACAAGUUCUUCUCUCUGAUCGAGGUUGGCAAGGUCUACUAUAUCUCCAAGGGCUCCCUGAAGAUCGCAAACAAGCAGUACACAUCAGUGAAGAAUGACUAUGAAAUGACUCUCAAUGGAGAGUCCACCAUCAUUCCCUGCGAGGACAACUGUGAUGUUCCCAUGGUGCAGUGUGACUUUGUCUCCAUUGGCGACUUGGAAAACAGAGACAAAGAUGCUAUUGUUGACGUAAUUGGAGUGUGCAAGAGCGUGGACGAGGUGACCCGGCUGACAACCAAGUCUAACCGUGAAGUAUCCAAGAGAACAUUGAGUCUGAUGGACAUGUCUGGGAAGUUGGUGACGGUCACACUGUGGGGAGAGGAGGCAGAAACGUUCGAAGGCUCUGGACAGCCGAUUGUAGCCAUCAAGGGGGCAAAGCUCUCAGACUUUGGAGGCCGUUCACUUUCUGCAUCCUUCAGCAGCACCAUGAUGAUUAACCCAGAUAUUCCAGAGGCAUACAAGCUCAGAGGCUGGUUUGACAAGGAAGGACAUGCCAUGGAGGGACAGUCCCUGACGGAGGUGAGAGGCGGAAGACUCAUGGAAAACUGGAAGACUUUGGCUGAUGUGAAGUCGGAGCACCUGGGACACGGUGACAAGGCUGACUACUACUCCUGCAUAGCCACCAUCGUAUUUCUGCGCAAGGAGAACUGCCUUUAUCAGGCCUGCCCAAGCCAGGACUGCAACAAAAAAGUGGUUGACCAGCAGAAUGGCAUGUUCCGCUGUGAGAAGUGCGAUAAAGAGUUUCCCAACUUCAAGUACCGCCUCAUUCUAUCUGCCAACAUUGCGGAUUACGCCGACAACCAGUGGGUAACUUGCUUCCAGGAGAGUGCAGAGGCCAUUCUGGGCCAGAAUGCAGCUUACUUGGGCCAGCUCAAGGACUCGAAUGAAUCAGCUUUUGAUGAGAUCUUCCAGCAAGCAAACUUCAACACUUUUAUCUUCCGCAACAGAGUGAAGCUGGAAACGUAUAACGACGAAUCCAGGAUUAAGGCCACAGUGAUGGACGUGAAACCUGUCGACCACAGAGAGUACAGCAAGAGGCUAAUCGUGAACAUACGGAAAAUGGGCGCCAAGUAGAAACUUGACCAUGCAGAUUGUUGGAUCUGAUUUAUUUUUUUUGUACAGGCAACAAACAGUUAUAAAUGUGUUCCAGUUUCCACUAUUAAAACAUUUGUAUUUAGUUUAUUUUGGUUUGUGAAAUAUAGAGCUAAAGUAACUUUGUCUUUAUGAAACACUUUGAGGUCUGAUUGACUAUUUUUCUUCUGUAAACAUAAAAUCGCUUUUGUCUCUUUUUUUUAUUUAAUCUAACAUAAUAGAGCAGAAACUAGGACAGUAAGCGAUGAGCAAAAUAAUGGUGUUUUAAGUCACCCAGCUGUUUGUGCAUAUAUUGUGGGGAUGGUGGGUGCCUGAUUUUAAGUAUAGACCAGUACAGUGGUUAGGACUCUUUUUCACCCUCUGAUGCAAAAUGCUUAGGCUGGACCUGCACAUUCCUGAUAAGAACAUUUAUGCUCGCACUCUUCUUUUUUUGGCACCAUUUCUCACAUUCUUGCAACCAGAAGCCCAUGGAUGGUGCAGACCUUAUGGAAAUAAAAAGUCAAUAACA